This is a messenger RNA of Lolium perenne, 788 nucleotides long. RefSeq lists its product as uncharacterized. The record is from RefSeq and is a predicted model, not a curated record. NCBI's taxonomy places the organism in Eukaryota, Viridiplantae, Streptophyta, Magnoliopsida, Poales, Poaceae.
CACGCGGCAGCCUCAUCCAUUCCAUUGUUUCAUCCACCGCACAACGGUCAACACAAUCUGCACCUCUUCCGGAUCCAAAUCACAGCUCCUCUCGAUUCAUCCACGAUCAACGCCCAUGGCUACAGUCGCCGGAGGAGCAGUGCUGCAGAUGCGCAUCCCGUCGGCCUCGUCGUCGGCGUUCGAGCCCGUGCGGCGGCGGAGGACGCCGUCGGUGAGGUGCGCAGCCGUGCGCGGGGCGUCGAGGACAGCGGGCGGAUUGGAGGAGGACCACUACCGGACGCUGAGGCUGUCGCCGGGGGCCACCAGACGCGAGGUCAAGAAGGCCUUCCACCGCCUCGCGCUGCAGUACCACCCGGACGUCGUGCGCCGGCAAAACGACGGAGAAGACAACAGCGACGACCUGGACUUCCAGAGGAUCAACGUUGCGUACCAGAGGGUAAUGGCCAACAUGCGGGAGGCGGAGGCGAGGCUCGAGUACUGGCGCUCUCGCUACGGUCUCGCCGACGAAGACCUCGACCGGUACCGGCGCUACCUCAACGAGGACGACGGCGAGGACGACUGGUUCGCCGACCUAUGAGUUCUGAAACGACGGGCCCUGCUUCUGGCCAUGACACUUCGACAACGUUGUAAAUUUGUGAAUUUAGUGUCACUGUAUUGUACUUCUCGCCUGUUUUAUUUGUGGGGAGAAGACAUGCAAACUCGCAUUCAGGGUUCUACCAAUUGUACUACUCGGAGUAGGUUCUUUAAUUUCAUUGUGAAUAUAAAAAAAUAGGAGGAAUUUUAAUUUA